Molecule: messenger RNA, 468 nt
Organism: Papaver somniferum (opium poppy)
Lineage: Eukaryota; Viridiplantae; Streptophyta; Magnoliopsida; Ranunculales; Papaveraceae
Product: S-protein homolog 29-like
Exons: 3
Coding region: 1-468 (155 amino acids)
Source: RefSeq, a predicted model, not a curated record
AUGGCAAAGAAUAACACAAUGAGUGAUUUCAAGAGUAGAGUUAGCAGCAGAAGCAUCUAUGCUUAUGUUCUUUGUUUAGUGACCUUGGCAUUACUAGUUUGUGAGUGUUCAGCAUAUGGUGCCUUUUGGAAUGCGAUUCAUGCCUCGGUAAGAAAUGACAUAUCUGAUAAGACGGUCCUUACAAUUCAUUGCAAAUCAAAGGAUGACGAUUUGGGUGAGCAUAAACUUGCAUAUGGUCAAUCUUUCAACUGGACGUUUCACCAGAACUUUAUGCGUUCAACAAUGUUUUGGUGUUUCAUGUGGUGGACUGAUUCAACUGGAAAGACGAUUCAAGGUAGCUAUGAGGUUGUUGUAGAAGUUGAUGACGAUUCUUAUUUGAGGAUUGAUACUUCCCUACAGUAUGCAAACGAUUUGAUAUUUGGAAGUCAGGCGGAGGCAAAGGAAUGGCUUAUGAACAAGGAAAAAUAG